UUCGACGAUGCAGACGCAGACUUCAUCUUCCGUUCCUCUGACGACGUUGACUUCCGCGUCUACAAGGUCAUCCUUCCCAAGGCCUCCUCCGUUUUCCGGACUAUGCUCGACCUUCCUCAACUCCCGUCGUCCAAUCCCAAUUCCACGGACGAGUCUCAUGUCGUCAAGCUGACCGAGGACGCCAAGACGCUCCAGCACGUCUUCCGCCUCUGCUAUCCUACAGAGCAUCCCAACAUAACCCCCUUCGACGACAUCCACGCCGUCCUGGAAGCAGCGCGGAAGUACGAGAUCAAGUGUAUCACCACCAACCUACGAUGGUCCCUCGCGCGUAUCAUCCCCAAGGGGCCGCUCCGCAUGUACGCAGUCGCCUAUAUGCUACAAUUGGAGGACGUUGCGAGGGAUGCGGCCAAGGAGCUGUUGCUCGUCCCUCAGUUUCAUAUGCCCCCCUCUCCUCCUUCUGAAUUCAGCACUCUGCCGUGCCUGGCGAUAUAUUCGAUGCACGUCUAUCGUCAGAGGUGCUUGGAGGUAGCACUGCACGACCUGGAAGAUUGGAAGUGGAUU
This is a messenger RNA of Dichomitus squalens LYAD-421 SS1, 561 nucleotides long. RefSeq lists its product as uncharacterized. The transcript has a single exon. Lineage: Eukaryota; Fungi; Basidiomycota; Agaricomycetes; Polyporales; Polyporaceae. The record is from RefSeq and is a predicted model, not a curated record. The annotation marks the transcript as partial. Gene Ontology annotation, molecular function: protein binding.